AUGCAGGCAAGAUUGUUAGUGAUCCACACUUCAAAGUGGCAGACGGUGGCAGCAGUCGUUCAGGAGAGGCGACAAAGAGCGGCCAACGAGUACAUUACAAAAAAUGCAACAGCCCGACCGAGUUGGCAGCAACUGCAACAGCAACUGCACGUGCUGCAACAACAGCAGCAACAAAUACAUCAACAACAACAACACUUGCAACAGCAACAACACCUCUACAAGCAGCAUCAUUCGCCUAGUGCCAUCGAACGCCGUUCGAGUCAGCAGCAAUUACAAAUUCAGCAGCAACAACAACAGCUUGAACAACAGCAGCAACAACAAAAACAACAACAACGUCCAGAAACCAUUGAACUUGAUCAAGUUAAAUCACAACAACAACAACAACAGCAAUCUUUAACUCGAGUGAAAUCAGAUCCAUACCAGGCACACGACCUCUUGAACUUCAACAGUGGCACGGGAGGAGGAGGAGGAAGGAGACGGCGAGAUGGAAGCGUGGCCAGCAGUUCUGGAUUUCUAGAGGAGAAAGCCCCAUCAACCGCACGUUCCUCAAUCACUUCAGAUCAAUUCCCACUACGAAACAACAGCAGCAACAACAACUACGUUGGAAAACAUAAAAAAUCGAGCGGUAGCAUCACGAACUGCGAAACUCUUUUGAAAACCGACCAACUCAACAACAAUAACAACAUCAAAAUCAACCACCACAACAGAAAUAUUAACGUCAAAUUGAUUAACAAGUCAAAAUCCUUGGUGAGCGAGUUGGUGAAAUGUGGAGAGGUGGUGCAGAUGGUGGCGAACCAGGGUGUGGUCUGUUCGAAAGAUGAUUUUAAAGACAUUCUAGAGAAUUAUGAGCUCUGCGUUAAACCGUUUUUAAAAGACAAAAAUGAAAAUGUUGCUAAAAAUAACAAAAGCAAUAACAGCAACAUAAUCGUUAACAACGAUGACGCUCGCAAGUUCAGCGUAAUAACCCACAACAUUAACUGCAACAAUAAUGACAUUAACAACAGCAGCAACAUCAACAAAAACAUCAACAACAACAUCAGCAACAACAACAACAAUAAUUUCAAACCAGUCCCUGCCGUUACAGAUGAUAGAGAUUUCUUUCAAGUUGACCAAAAUGCUCUUGAAAAUUUUCAGAAAAAAAAAUUCAUUCUUCUCGACGAAGAUGAUGGCAAAAAUGAAACAACUAACAUCAAUAAUAACCUCGUGGACAUUACAUUAGAAAAUGAUAUGAACAACAACAACGCAUGUGACAGCAACAACAACAACACUAGCAACAACACAAACAAAGACAAGGUUAUUAUAGACAGCGAAAACACAAACAAAAACAACAACAAUAUAGUAAACAACAGCAACAACACAAAGAUUAACAACAACAUAGUAAACGAAGAAAACCACGUAACCAACAACAAUAGCAGCAACUGCAACAACAAAAACAACAGCAGCAACAACAACAAUAACAUCAACAGAAAUAGUAGCAGCAGCAACAACACAGCCCCAUGUUUCAUAAGCAUCACGGCAACAAAUGAUUCACCGAACGAAACAACAACGACAUUAAUGGAGGCAACAAAUGUCGAGAAAUUUUUCAAACGAAAAUCACCGCAGCGAAACGACAACAACAUCAAAAAAUGCGAAGAAAAAAAUUACAAUACAAUAUCCAACAACGAGACUGAACUCAAUGCCAGCGUCACCACUCCUUACAUCAACUACAACACCACCACCAACAACAACACUAAUACCUCCACCACCACCAACAACUACAACAGCAGCCACAAUAGCAACAACAUCGUCAACAGCAGCAAUAAGGAUGACGACAAAAGCGACAGAUCCUCUUUUGAAAUCGACCCACAAAUUUUGGGCGACGCCAUUCGUGUCUACAUGGAAUUUAAAUUUUUCGCCACCGAAAAGCGAAAACGUUCGUCGGCUAGUCUCGCGCGAGAAAAAAUUAAAACUCAACAAAAUAUCCGCCUGGAAAGAAACUUCAACAGCAUUGACGACGACGACGACGAUGAGGACGGCGAUGGCGAGUUUGAUGGCUCUGGAGAAAGUUUGGAUGAAAAAAAUGUUGAAAACUGCGCUCAUAAUUUGUUGGAAUAUUUAUGCUCUUUUGGUAAAACCAAAAAAACCCAUCACCAUUCUUAA
Molecule: messenger RNA, 2139 nt
Organism: Helobdella robusta
Lineage: Eukaryota; Metazoa; Annelida; Clitellata; Rhynchobdellida; Glossiphoniidae
Exons: 2
Coding region: 1-2139 (712 amino acids)
Source: RefSeq, a predicted model, not a curated record